AUGGCUGAACGAAAGGGGGUCGACAGCCCACGUUCUCAUUCUGACAAACAAGAAAAAACACCGAACGUGAUCGAGCAAGCAAGAGAGGGGAUAGAAUCAGUGAUUCACGGUGGUAAGUCGCCACAUCAUCAUAAAGAAACGCACGGGACGAGUGACGACAUCGAUGAGAGCACACCAAUCGAUGAGGUCAAAGGGCCGAGCGUUUUUGAGCGUGUGAAGGAAGAGAUUGAAGCUGUGCUUGAAGCUGUUCACCCCAAGAAAUAG
Molecule: messenger RNA, 264 nt
Organism: Striga hermonthica
Lineage: Eukaryota; Viridiplantae; Streptophyta; Magnoliopsida; Lamiales; Orobanchaceae
Source: the annotation of a GenBank genome assembly